UGUGACUAGCUCAGAAUCUUCUGUUUUAACAGUACUUCCCUAGGGAAAUCCUCUCUGAUCCCUAGAUUAGGGUAGGAUGCCUUGCUACUGCUUUCAUAUCAACUUUUAAUUCUUCAGUUAUAACAAAACAUACUUGUUUGAUUUAUCUGCUUUCUGUGAUGUCAGGUUUUGUGUUGUUUGUUAUGAAGUCCCUAGCACCUAUACGUUACCUGACACACAGAAGAUGUUCAGUAUUUUCUACAGGAAAGAAUGAAUAUAGAAAGAGAGAUGAUGUAGCUUAGGGAGGCUUUAUUGAGAGGAUAGGUCUUAAAGGAUGAGUACCUAUUUUGAUUAAAAGAGGGUAAAUACUACAUAGAUAGAAAUAUUUGUGUACAUGUGAUUUUUCAUUCAGAUGUGUUAUAGUACACAUACAGCAGAAUACCAAGCUCUGUGUCUCCAACCUGUGCAGUUAGAGGCAGUAGUUUUUCUAAAGGUAUAAUUUGGAUCAGCCCGGUUUCUUAAAACUCAUUGUGGCUAGUCUCCAUCAAAUGUUGUGUGUGAAAGAAGGGAAACUAUUCACAGGUAAAUAAAGAGUUCAUAAUCAAGAAUUCAGGCUGUUCAUAAUGUGAGGGCCAUUUCAGGAUAAUAUGUUGUACUUGGUGUCUUAAUUUUGAAUGUAGUUGAAUUGAGUAUAAUCUUAGUCUUUUUUUUUUUUUUGGUUUGUGUUUUCUUUAGUUCUAAAACACAACCUUUUGUCACAUGGUAAAGAGAAAGCAUUUCUAAUUAUAAUUUUUGAGAUAUUGAUUCUAUUAUUAGAACACUUUAUCAAUCUUAAAGUUUCCUGAUUCUGCUAUGUUGUGGUAAAAGAAAACAGUAUUCAAACUUUGAUAAUUAAGACACAGUGAAAAUUCAUAGUAAAAAUGCCAAUAACUUACAUAGGUUUCAUUACUUGACUUAACUAUGCAGUUUUAGAAUUUGGUAAUACCACAUUAUCUUUUACAUGUAAACUCUUUAGAAGAUAUUAAAUAAAAAGAUAAAAUGUAUGUUGGUCUGAAGAAUCUGAAACAUAAAUGAAAUCCCUGAAAAUUAAAAGGGGAAUAUGUAUUUACCUAUUUACUAUUUACACAACUAUCAAAGAUUGCCAAAAUAAAAAUCCUUUUUAGGCACUCAUCAUUUUGAUGGGUGGAUAAGUGAUGAUAUUCAGAGUUUGGAGGGAAGAUUCCUUUAAGAGAAUAUACUUUUGCUUGGUAAGUCAUAAAGCCUAAAGCUUAGUCACGUAUACAGAAAGCAGCCUAAUAAUUAAGAGUUGACAUUUUAACACGGUAUUUGCAACAGACACAUUGGAUACUUAAUUAAAAGGAGAACUGCUUAUUUUUAAAGGACUGAAAAAAUUUGACUCUCCUUGGCAAAUGAAAUCUUCAUAGUAUCAGAAAUGGGAAAUCUGAAGGAUGUGGCUCAUUCUCUGUUUGGAUGAUGCAGAAUUGCUCUAAGCAGUAAGCUUACUGUUUUCAGACAGCAUUAGCAGCAUCAGCAAAUACAACUGUGUCAGUCUCUCUUAGUAUGGGGUGUUUGUAACUGCACAGGGGAGAUGAUAAAUAGUAUAUGAUUUGACAUCUUGAUGAUGGCUUAAACAGAUACUGAUGGACAGAUCUGCUGUUUGAUAUUUUUUUCACUAGCCCUGAAGAUGCUGAGACAUAGAGAUCGCUGUGAUUAUCUUUUGUAAGACAGGAAAUGCAGUCUUUAGGGGUUUCUGGAAAUAGAAAGGUCAUGCAGUCUGGAACCUGUGAGCCUUUUCAAUCUCUAAGUCAUCAGAGAAAUGAUGAAGAAGCAGUUGUGGAUAGAGGUGGAACUCGUUCUAUUCUCAAAACACACUUUGAGAAAGAAGAUUUAGAAGGUCAUCGAACACUAUUUAUUGGAGUACAUGUGCCCUUGGGAGGAAGAAAAAGCCAUCGACGUCACAGACAUCGUGGUCAUAAACACAGAAAGAGAGACAGAGAGAGAGAUUCAGGAUUAGAGGAUGGAAGGGAGUCACCUUCUUUUGACACCCCAUCACAGAGGGUACAGUUUAUUCUUGGAACCGAGGAUGAUGACGAGGAACACAUUCCUCAUGACCUUUUCACAGAACUGGAUGAGAUUUGUUGGCGUGAAGGUGAGGAUGCUGAGUGGCGAGAAACAGCCAGGUGGUUGAAGUUUGAAGAAGAUGUGGAAGAUGGAGGAGAAAGGUGGAGCAAGCCUUAUGUAGCUACUCUUUCAUUGCACAGCUUGUUUGAGUUGAGAAGUUGUAUUCUGAAUGGAACUGUGUUGCUGGACAUGCAUGCCAACACUUUAGAAGAAAUUGCAGAUAUGGUUCUUGACCAACAAGUGAGCUCAGGUCAGCUGAAUGAAGAUGUACGCCACAGGGUCCAUGAGGCGUUGAUGAAACAACAUCAUCAUCAGAAUCAGAAAAAACUCACCAACAGGAUUCCCAUUGUUCGUUCCUUUGCUGAUAUUGGCAAGAAACAGUCAGAACCAAAUUCCAUGGACAAAAAUGGUCAGGUUGUUUCUCCUCAGUCUGCUCCAGCCUGUGUUGAAAAUAAAAAUGAUGUUAGCAGAGAAAACAGCACUGUUGACUUUAGCAAGGGACUGGGAGGCCAACAAAAGGGGCAUACUAGUCCAUGUGGGAUGAAACAAAGGCAUGAAAAAGGACCUCCACACCAGCAAGAGAGAGAGGUUGAUCUGCACUUUAUGAAAAAGAUUCCUCCAGGUGCUGAAGCAUCAAACAUCUUAGUGGGAGAACUGGAGUUCUUGGAUCGAACUGUAGUUGCGUUUGUCAGGUUGUCUCCAGCUGUAUUGCUUCAAGGACUGGCUGAAGUCCCAAUCCCAACCAGAUUUUUGUUCAUUCUUCUGGGACCCCUGGGAAAGGGUCAACAGUACCAUGAGAUUGGCAGAUCAAUUGCAACCCUAAUGACAGAUGAGGUAUUUCAUGAUGUGGCUUAUAAAGCUAAAGAUCGUAAUGACUUGGUAUCAGGAAUUGAUGAGUUUCUGGAUCAGGUUACUGUUCUCCCUCCUGGAGAAUGGGAUCCAAGCAUCCGAAUAGAGCCUCCCAAAAAUGUACCUUCCCAGGAGAAGAGGAAGAUUCCUGCUGUACCAAAUGGAACAGCAGCUCAUGGGGAAGCAGAGCCCCACGGAGGGCAUAGUGGACCUGAACUCCAGAGAACUGGAAGGAUUUUUGGGGGACUUAUUUUAGAUAUCAAAAGAAAAGCUCCAUACUUCUGGAGUGACUUCAGAGAUGCUUUCAGCUUGCAGUGCUUAGCAUCUUUUCUGUUUCUCUACUGCGCGUGUAUGUCUCCUGUCAUCACAUUUGGAGGACUGCUGGGAGAAGCAACUGAAGGGCGUAUAAGUGCAAUUGAAUCUCUCUUUGGAGCAUCCAUGACUGGGAUAGCCUAUUCUCUCUUUGGUGGACAGCCUCUUACCAUAUUAGGCAGUACAGGACCAGUUUUGGUGUUUGAAAAGAUUUUGUUUAAAUUUUGCAAAGAAUAUGGGCUGUCAUACCUAUCUUUAAGAGCUAGCAUUGGACUUUGGACAGCAACUCUGUGUAUCAUACUUGUGGCUACUGAUGCUAGUUCCCUUGUCUGCUACAUCACUCGGUUUACUGAAGAAGCUUUUGCUUCCCUGAUUUGCAUCAUUUUCAUUUAUGAGGCCCUGGAGAAGUUGUUUGAACUCAGUGAAGCUUAUCCAAUCAACAUGCAUAAUGAUCUGGAACUGCUGACACAAUACUCGUGUAACUGUGUGGAACCGCAUAAUCCCAGCAAUGAUACAUUGAAGGAAUGGAGGGAAUCCAAUAUUUCUGCCUCUGACAUAAUAUGGGAGAAUCUAACUGUGUCAGAAUGCAAAUCAUUGCAUGGAGAGUAUGUUGGACGGGCCUGUGGCCAUGAUCACCCAUAUGUUCCAGAUGUUCUAUUUUGGUCGGUGAUCCUGUUCUUUUCCACAGUUACUCUGUCAGCCACCCUGAAGCAGUUCAAGACUAGCAGAUAUUUUCCAACCAAGGUUCGAUCCAUAGUGAGUGACUUUGCUGUCUUUCUUACAAUUCUGUGUAUGGUUUUAAUUGACUAUGCCAUUGGGAUCCCAUCUCCAAAACUACAAGUACCAAGUGUUUUCAAGCCCACCAGAGAUGAUCGUGGCUGGUUUGUUACACCUUUAGGUCCAAACCCAUGGUGGACAGUAAUAGCUGCUAUAAUUCCAGCUCUGCUUUGUACUAUCCUAAUUUUUAUGGACCAACAGAUUACAGCUGUCAUCAUCAACAGAAAAGAACAUAAGCUAAAGAAAGGUUGUGGGUACCAUCUGGACCUAUUAAUGGUGGCUGUCAUGCUCGGUGUAUGCUCCAUCAUGGGCCUGCCAUGGUUUGUGGCUGCCACAGUCCUCUCCAUCACUCAUGUCAAUAGCCUAAAACUGGAAUCAGAAUGUUCAGCUCCAGGAGAACAACCCAAAUUUCUCGGCAUUCGGGAGCAAAGGGUUACAGGGCUUAUGAUUUUUAUUCUUAUGGGUUCAUCAGUCUUUAUGACCAGUAUUCUGAAGUUUAUUCCCAUGCCAGUGCUAUAUGGAGUGUUUCUUUAUAUGGGUGCUUCAUCUCUAAAGGGAAUUCAGUUCUUUGAUAGGAUAAAGCUCUUCUGGAUGCCUGCAAAACAUCAACCAGAUUUUAUAUACCUAAGGCAUGUACCACUUCGAAAAGUGCAUCUCUUCACGAUUAUUCAGAUGAGUUGCCUUGGCCUUUUGUGGAUAAUAAAAGUUUCAAGAGCUGCUAUUGUCUUUCCCAUGAUGGUGUUAGCCCUGGUAUUUGUAAGAAAGUUGAUGGACUUGUUGUUCACGAAGCGGGAACUCAGUUGGUUGGAUGAUUUAAUGCCCGAGAGUAAGAAAAAGAAACUGGAAGAUGCUGAAAAAGAAGAAGAACAAAGUAUGCUAGCUAUGGAAGAUGAGGGCACAGUACAACUCCCAUUGGAAGGACACUAUAGAGAUGAUCCAUCUGUGAUCAAUAUAUCUGAUGAAAUGUCAAAGACUGCCUUGUGGAGGAACCUUCUGAUUACUGCCGAUAACUCAAAAGAUAAGGAGUCAAGCUUUCCUUCUAAAAGCACUGAAAGCCGAAAAGAGAAGAAAGCUGACUCAGGGAAAGGUGUUGACAGGGAGACUUGUCUAUGACUCGAUCUUCAAUUUAUUUUUUACAUAUAUAUGAGAAGAGUGUCACAAUUAUUAAUAAAACUGCUUUGAUCAUGUAGUGUAAAUUCUGUCCCUCAACCCAAAUCCACCUUCACACUGUAAGUAGUGCAAUACUUGUUUCAUUUCUGUGUUUAAACUUCUGAGCAGUGAGACACCCCUGCGAGCAGAUACAAUAGCCAAGGCAAGAAUCUGUGUGUUCCUUGCUGUACCUUAGACAUUUGUAAACUGGAUUCUGAUUGUCAGUUUUAUGAGAGCAAUAGCUUCCUUAAAGAGAUAAGUCAUAUUUACCUAGUUUGUAUUUUCCUACUUUAGUGACCUGAAGAUGCCUGAUAAUUUCAUUCAGAAUAAUUUUUGAAAGGUUGUCUUACUUCUUUUUAGUUUUUAUAGCUUAGUGUUAGUGACUUAUUUCAAAAGACCCAAAUCAAAAAGUUAGUUUGAAAGCAUUUUUUAAUAAUUGUAUUUAUGCAUUUCCUUGAUUUAAUAUGAUACAUUUAAUACUUAACAAUUUAUAUGUAACUAAAACUUAAAGUCACUUGAAAAACUAUAUAGAAACCUAUUUACAACUUGUUAAGGAGAAUCAGACAUAAUGCAGAGUUAAGUAGUAUUUGCUUAAAAUUCAAGUUGUGACUAAUGAUCAAAUACUAGGCUUGUACGAAAUGCUUUAGAAAAACUUUGUAAUGGUUUUGUGGGAUUUUUCAAUAUAAACCUUUAUCAGAAAUAUGCUAAGUUUGUCUCCCACUGACAACAGAUGUUUUCCAAAUAAACAUAUACUUGUGGAAUGCCACAUGGUGAAUCAUUGUAUGUGAAAUUCCACUCCUGUACAGUUACUCUGCGGCUAAUGGUCAUGCACUGCUUAAUGCUGGUCCUGAAUCAUGUUCUCAUGUUAGAACAACAGGUGUCCAAUUGUCAUUUUUUUCUGCAGUUUUUUUUCCACUUUUAAAUUAAAUGCAUGUUGUGGAAAAACAGUCUUUUAAAAGAAAAUUUCAGAUUCUAUUUGAGAAGGUUCUGUAGAUAUUUCAGUCCAUAUAAAAUAAUACAUCUUUACUAAACUUAUAUAAGGGGAGAGAAAGUAAAGAAGUUUUGGACAUUACUAAAAUACAGUAUUUCAUUUCACUUUCAAUGAAUGUGAAGUUAAUAAAACUAAAUCUCAUAAUGCUCUUGCUUCCUAAGAAUGAGCAGUAAUCAUCAACUUUAUAAUACUCCAAUAUUCCGUUACAAUAAUUCAGAGCCCUGUGGCUUUUACAGACUGUUAAUUAUGUACUCUGCUUGGAAGUGCACAUGAAAAGUGAGGAAAAGUUCCUCUUGUGAUUAAACUAAUGAGACGAAAUAAAAUCAACAAAGCCUCCUUUAAGUUCUACAUUUUGAUACCUUUUAAAAAUUCCCCUCACAAUUCUUUAAGGAGCCCCCCUUUUUAUGGAACAUGAGCCUAAAAUUUAUAGAAAGAAGAAUUUUAAGUUAAUAAAGUUCGUAUUUAUAAGUGCUGAAAAAAUACAGAAACUUUCUGUUCCAAAUGUGUUGCCUUUGUGUAUUUUAUAAUACAGAUACAACAUUGUAAACAUUUUCAUUGUUUUAUGAUUUAGCCAGUGAUUCCCCAAAGCAGUCUCUUAGUGUUUUAAUAUAUUAAUAACUGUUCUGUUGAAAAUGAUCAUAGUGAAUUUAAAUCUUCACAUGAUCACCUAUUUGAAUAAGCAAUCAUAUCCAAUGAAAUUCUGUAUUUCUGAGUAUUUUUAUAGUCAUUUUGUUCUUGUGUGAAUUUUAAAGCUAUCCCUAUGUUAAUCCUAAUAUUUUGAAAUCAUAUAAAAUAUAAGAAAAAUGUAGUAUUAUAUAUUUACUUCUAAUUUCAGAUUCCUGGUCAAAAUUACUGAAUAUCUUGAAUGUAAUUUAGCAAAAAGUUUAAGUAAUGUGUAAAUGUGACUAGGAUAUUGUGUUUUUCACAAUUAAGAAAUGUUAUGUGGAAAUAAAUAUUUAUCCUAACUAAUUUCCUUGCACAUUUUAAA
Molecule: messenger RNA, 7166 nt
Organism: Chlorocebus sabaeus (green monkey)
Lineage: Eukaryota; Metazoa; Chordata; Mammalia; Primates; Cercopithecidae
Gene: SLC4A10
Product: solute carrier family 4 member 10
Biological process (GO): transmembrane transport; monoatomic anion transport; bicarbonate transport
Cellular component (GO): plasma membrane; basolateral plasma membrane
Molecular function (GO): monoatomic anion transmembrane transporter activity; sodium:bicarbonate symporter activity; solute:inorganic anion antiporter activity
Source: RefSeq, a predicted model, not a curated record